Messenger RNA from Ectocarpus sp. CCAP 1310/34, 1547 nucleotides. Lineage: Eukaryota; Phaeophyceae; Ectocarpales; Ectocarpaceae. The record is from the annotation of a GenBank genome assembly.
AGGAGGGUUCUUAACGAGAUUUGUUCUGUUGGAAUAUGCCGACAUGCGCCCUACUUUUUCGGAAAAUGCCGAUUUCUUGUCGGAAAAUGCUGAAAAUGAAGCGUCGGAAUUUUUCGGGCGCCGCUUCAUUUUCGGCAUUUUCCGAAGAGAAACUCCGAAAUGACUCCGAAAUGGGAGCACUCGAGUUGCACUGCAGUCGCCAGCACGCUGAGCACCCUCUCGCACUCCAGAUCUCGGGGACAGUCCCCAGGUGGCUUGCUUGUGUCGCCUGUAAGCUUGUAGACCAUGGAUGGUCACGGAAAGCGCUGUGGAUCUGCAGAUUUCGCGGAGCAAAGGCGGCGAAAGCGUCGCAGCCUGGAGAUGAACCCGCUUUCCGUGAUGCGGGCGAUGGCUGCUGCGGUGGUUGUCGUGGUAGCAACCACGACAGCAGUAGCGCACGUCAUGGAUCAACCUGCUAUUCGGAGGCCGGUCUACGAGCCGCAGCGCCUGGACUGGGACGAGCAUGCGGAUGAUCUGGAGGAGCGUGAUUGCUUCAAGCGCAUGUACCGGAUGCCGAGGCACGCUUUCGAAAAACUCGCCGAGUUGCUCGCUCCUCUCCUCACGGUCAACAAGCACUUCGCUGAACUACGCACCCUCAACGGAGCUAUUUCUGUUCAGAUACGGUUGGCAGUCGCUUUACGGAUCCUCGCAGGAGCCUCAUAUCUCGACGUGGCGGUGAUGUUCGGUUUGGGUCUUCCCACGGUGUACGCGACCCUGUGGAUGGUUAUCGACGCGAUCAACAGCACACCAGAGGUCGGGGCGUUUUUCUUUCCGCAGACGGAGUUUGACUGCAGAGGACACGCUGCACGAUUCAAGCGCAAAAGUACGAACGGCAUCUUCUCCUUCUGUGUUGCGUGCGUCGAUGGCUUGUUCGUGAAGACCCUCGCACCCUCUCCGAAGGACACCGCAAACGUCAUCGCCUACUACUCGGGGCAGAAAUGUGCCUACGGCAUCAACGUGCAAGCGAUGUGCACCGCUGACUACCGGUUCUGCAGUAUGUCCGCUAUCACCCCUGGCGCGACGAACGACUGGGCGGCGUGGUUGCGCUCCAAACUUUCUCGUGCCGUCAACCGUCUCCCGAAGGGGUUCUACGUUUUGGGUGAUGCCGCCUACCCCUUGAGCGAGCAGUUGCUCACGCCGUACCCGGGCAAGAACCUGCCGCUCGGCGAGGAUUCGUUCAACUUCCAUCUCAGCCAGCUUCGCGUCAAGAUCGAGCAGAGCUUCGGCAUUCUUGUUGGGACUUGGGGGAUUCUUUGGCGCCCGCUGAAGGUUGACUUCGCCGGGCGCACCGACCUCAUCACCGCCCUCUUCCGCCUUCACAACUUUUUGCGGGAUGAACAGGUGACACCUGUCCACCUGUGCGACGAAGACGAGGAGUCCGGCCUUGGCCGCCCGGUGUUGUCCCGGCAAGGAACUCUACCCCCGGAGUGGCAGAGCGACUCGCCGAAGCCGUCGAGGAGCGGAGAGACUCCUACCCGAGCUGCGCUGCGCAACCUCCUGGUGGAGCU